UGUGUGUGUGUGUGUGUGUAACAGUGCUACACUGUAGUUCUCGCGCCACACUACAGCGUGUAUUAUCUGUGUUUAGAGUGUUUAAAGUGUAAACUGUACAACACAGUAAACUGAUACCAUGUUCCACUGUGAGUCGCAAGCGCUUCAUUGUCGCAGCUUCCACCACUGUGUGGAUGGAAAAUAAAUGGAAAAAGUGACUUUUGUUUCUAAAUAUUACUUAUAUUAUUAUUAUUAUUAUUAUUAUGUCUCUGCUAUUGCCAGUGGUUCACACACCUACACAUGAAACCAUUAACUCCGUGUGUGUUUGUGUGUGUGUGUGUGUAACACACCGCUCUACUGUACUUAUGUACGCAGUUAGUAGCGUUACAUUCCUUUGCACACCCCCCCUCCCCCCGCUUCCAUCGGCAGCCCCUCCCUCUGUCGUUCGGGAGGGAGGGGGGUCCAGUCCCGCUCCAGUAGGCGCUGAGGUCGCAGUCGCUGCCAUGGCGCCCGCGUGCCCCCUGUCCCUGUCCCUGUCCCUGCUCGUGCUGUCCUCCGUGUCCCCCGCGGCUCGCGCCCAGUACGAGACCUACAGCUUCCGCAGCUUCCCGGUGCACGAGCUCAUGCCCCUGGACGCCGCGUACCGGCACGCGCUCGAGCAGUACGCGAGCGAGCGCUGGAGCGAGAGCGCGCAGUACCUGCAGGUGAGUCUGCGGCUCCACCGGCUGCUCAAGGACAGCGAGACCUUCUGCCACCUCAACUGCUCGUCGAGUGCGCGGCCCCCCCGGGACGAGCCGGGCUCCUCCGGCUUCCCCGAGCUGCGCGCCUUCGGCUCCGUGCUGCGGCGGGCGCGCUGUCUGCGGCGCUGCAAGCGGGGACUGGUGGCGUUCCGGCAGGGCGCGCCGAGCCGCGACACCCUGGAGCGCUUCGAGCGGAGGGAGCCGUACCGCUACCUGCAGUUCGCCUGCUACCAGUCCAACGACCUGGCCAAGGCCAUUUCGGCAGCCCACACCUUUAUGGUGAAGCAUCCGGAUGAUGAGAUGAUGAAGAGGAACAUGGAGUACUACACGAGCCUCCCGGGAGCAGAGGAGCACCUCAAGGACCUGGAGGCCAAGUCAUAUGAGGCUCUGUUCGUAAGGGCGGUGCGCGCCCACAACGGGGAGAAUUACCGCAUGUCGGCUACGGACAUGGAGCUGGCGCUGCAAGACUACUUGAAGACGUACGAUGAGUGCGUGGCUGUGGCCGAGGGCUCCAGGGAAAUCCGCGACUUCAAGGACUUCUACCCGUCUAUAGCGGACCAUUACGCGGAGGUGCUGGAGCGCAAGGUACGGUGCGAGGGCGAGCUCACCCCGGUGGUCGGGGGCUACGUCGUGGAGAAGUUUGUCGCCACCAUGUACCAUCACCUCCAGUUCGCCUACUAUAAAUUGAACGACCUGAAGAACGCGGUGCCCUGCGCAGCCAGCUACCUGCUGCUGGACCCUGACGACGAGGUCAUGAAGAACAACAUGGUUUACUACCAGUUCCACAAGAACAAGUGGGGCCUCACCGAGGAGGAUUUCGUACCCAGAGCCGAAGCAGUGCGGUAUGUGAACCAGACCACCAUGCAGCUGGAGAUGCUCAGGUUCUCCCAACAACAUCUGCAGCCGGACGAUGAGAUGGAGGUGCUGACGUUUCUCGAUGAGCUUCUGGAGGCAGACGAUAGGCUCUAAUGUUGGUGCCAAAAGCAGAAAGUUAGGAGUGAAAAGACACGGUGCACGUCCAGCACGCACAAGCACACAACGCUCCUCUCUGCCAGCGAUCGCACACCUGGCACUUCGCUGUGACCACUGACUGUCCUUCGCUUAUGGUUCUGUUUGUUGAGCUUUAAAGGCCAUCGCUGACCUGUUGGUCUUUCCAAAGCCUUCCUCGGUUUUUCUCCUCUUCUUCUGAGAACUGCAGCCACCUUCUUCCUUCUCUCCCUUCUGGCCGCAUUGCCUUUGUCUUCACUGCAGCCCCAGAGCUUCCCAAAGGUGUUCGCCGGGAGACUCCACUACGUAGACUUUCCAGUGAGAGAAAAGUCAAGGUUCGCUUUCCCACGUCUAGGAUGUUAAGCCGUACUGUGGACAUGGAGUCAGUUGCUAUAUCAGUCGCUUUGGCUCUGCAGGAAACUGCUGAAUGCCAAAGAAGGGCAGGGUGGUUGCGAGGAAGCCAGGGGUGUCUGACAGCGCUGUUUUACGUGUUGUACCGUUCUGUACUUUUUUAUUUAUGAAAAAUCUGAUUUGUAGGAUUAUUAACUUCUAAGACCUUCCCGUGGAAAUUUUGGCAAAAUGUGAAAUUCCCACCGCCGAAGAUGUGGACAUUGUGAUCUUUCUGCGAAUAAAACAGUUUCUGCCGCUUGCUGUUGGCGCUGUCCUGUCUGCAUUCUGUUUCUGCUCCACGCACAUGUUGAGUGUGAUGUCCUCGCCCCGGAGACGUGCGAAGGUAAGAGCUCCUGCUUUCACUGGUCCUCCACACCACCGCUUCUCCAAGCAGUGCGUUUCUCUAUGGCUGUUUUUUGUCAGUGACUGUACCAAGGAGAGAAAAUACCUCUGUAUAAUCUGUGAAUAAAGGAUGCGACCUCAAGCUGCGCUGCUCACCAACAUGAGAAGAUGUGAAUUUACUGCAACAAGUACCGUAGAGUCCUUCAAAAGUAGUCUUGUAACUGAAAGGUUGCAAGUCCAAGGCCUGCUGUUGUACCAAGGAGCCAGAUGUUUCAGCAGAAAGAUGCAGCACAACUCGUAGGAGCUGAUGAAAUGGCUCAGACGCUUUGCACUCCAGCUGUUCUGAGAUCAGCUUCUGCUGGGUAAAACUGCUUCUGUAGCUUCUUUACUGUGAUACAGAAGCUGAGCGUUGCGAAGGCCUCAGCUCAGUGAAGAUGGUGGUUAUGAUGACGACGAUGACGACGACGGUGAUUUAUGGCUCUGUGUUAGCUGUGUUGGCGGUAAGUGACAAGUGGGUGUGGACAGCUGCUAGUCUGGUGGUUAGAGCUGCUGCCUUUGGACCCAAAGGUUGUAGGUUUGAAUCUCACCUCUGGCUGUAUUGCUCCUGAGCAAGGUCCUAACCCUGACUUGUUCCACUGAAAGUUGCUUAGCUGUAUGAAUGGGUCAACAGGUAUAUAUUGCUUUGGAGGAAAGUGAAAUUAUCUACGUCUCUUUGUAUAUCUAUCUGUUGUUCAGUAUCCUAAGUUUUUUUUUUUUUUUUUUUUUUAACAAAUGCUGGGUA
Messenger RNA from Scleropages formosus (Asian bonytongue), 3219 nucleotides. Its product is annotated as cartilage-associated protein-like. Lineage: Eukaryota; Metazoa; Chordata; Actinopteri; Osteoglossiformes; Osteoglossidae. The transcript is spliced from 7 exons. Bases 243 to 1688 code for a protein of 481 amino acids. Gene Ontology annotation, molecular function: protein binding; collagen binding. The record is from RefSeq and is a predicted model, not a curated record. Gene Ontology annotation, cellular component: endoplasmic reticulum. Gene Ontology annotation, biological process: peptidyl-proline hydroxylation to 3-hydroxy-L-proline; collagen fibril organization.